Pecten maximus is the source of this 1334-nucleotide messenger RNA. RefSeq lists its product as uncharacterized. The coding region runs from base 56 to 709 and encodes 217 amino acids. The record is from RefSeq and is a predicted model, not a curated record. NCBI's taxonomy places the organism in Eukaryota, Metazoa, Mollusca, Bivalvia, Pectinida, Pectinidae. The transcript is spliced from 2 exons.
AUAAGGAUCUUGGUUUAAAUGAUAUAUAUAGUCACAUUACUACUGCUAUAAUGAAAUGGCGGCGAAAGAAAUAUUAGGUUUGAUUCUUCUUGUUCUGAGGGUAAAUGAAAUCCAAUCGAGAAGCAAUGUAGAUGGCUAUGUGAAACUUCAAGUACCGAUGAAGGAUGUCGCCUACGAUAAGGCCGUGUUCGGAAAGCAAGAACUGGUAGAUAUUGAGCGGAGACUGAGAGUAUUGGAAUCAGAUAACAGUCGCCUGUUGUUGGAAAAUCAGAAAAUUCAGAUGACGAAUAUGGAAUUGAAACGAGAUGUGCGAAAGGUUAGGACCAAACACCAUGAGAUACAAAAACAAUUCCGACGUCUCGCGAUAGAAAACUAUAAUUGUAUGCAGGUUAUUGGGGACAUGAAAUCAAGGGUGCAAUUGUUAUGGGAGGAAAAACAGAAGACAGACACAAAAUGGACACAGAAAGUCAACAAUCAAGAAUCAAAAGACUUCCAGACGAGGAGUAGAAAUGUCACGAAACUUAAAAAGACUGGAAACACCGCAAAGGAAGAAACAUCUGAUUUUACAAACAGUUCAGUUGGUGUCCCUAUAUAUCUGGGGUCCGUCAUGGGUCAGUCUGAAGAAAUCCUUCCAGUCAUCCAUGACGAAUUGUCUAAAUUCCCUGAGGAGUUCAACACCAAGAUGCAACCGGACGUGGUCACGGAAUAAGAAUAGAUAAGUAGCAACCACAGCUGGCGUCGCCUUUCACACACGACUAUCAGCACAUUUUACCGACCCGGUGGACAACCAGCCGAUCAUCAUGACAGACAUUCUCACGAACGAAGGUGCUGCAUUCGACAGUUCGACCGGCCAGUUCAUCUGCCCAGUAACUGGUGUGUAUGUUUUCUUUUUCACGGCUGUGUCCUUCCAUGAUAAGCACAUCGAAAUCAGUCUCGUAAAAAACGGACAGACCAUUGGAAGUUUAGUGAGUGGUAAUUCUGGUUAUUGGGGGUCCGCCUCCAACGUGGUAAUCGUCAAUGCACAGGAACGGGAUUACAUCUGGCCUAAAGUCAACGAUCAAUAUCAUGGCACCGGAUCGCUUUUAGAUCAUUAUUUCACUACCUUUUCCGGAUUUCUACUUUACAGAAGUUAAAUGAAUGAUUUGAAUAUUAUCAUUUGGAUGGUUCUUAUUAAAUAGAAGUUAUCUUCACUGUGUUAAAUCACAUUUUGCGAGUAGAUUUUAUUUGAAAAUAGCUCAACCUAACUUAAUGUAAAUCAUGAACGGUCACAUUCAUUAUCAGAAAACUUCCUCGUUACCAGUGUCAUACAUUUUCCAUUCAUUGUAUAUGUUAUA